AUGGAUUUCGAUCUUGAGGCUAUCAAUCCAACAACGGGCUCUGGGGGUAUCCUAAGCAUCUGGGAUUCAACUAUCUUUCGCAAGUCAGAAUCUUUUCUGACUAGGAACUACAUCGCCACCACAGGAUCUUGGAAAGGCUUUCCGGGUACAACCACCAUUGUGAAUGUUUACGCCCCUCAAUCUGUCACCGAGAAACGCUCACUCUGGGAAGAUCUUACCUUACUUAAAAGCCAAACUCCUGGAACUUGGAUCUUCUUAGGAGAUUUCAAUGUUGUUAGUCAUCCAAAAGAAAGAUUUAACUCCAGCUUCUGCAAGUACACAACUUCUGAUUUUAACAAGUUCAUCGUUGUCGCCGGUCUUUAUGAGUUCAAUCAAGGUGGGAAAAAGUUUACUUAUCUUCGUGAUGAUGGUUUCAAGCAAAGCAAACUGGACAAAUUUUUGGUGUGCCAAAAGUUUAUCAAACAACAACCACUCACGACGGUGACAGUCCUUCCAUGUAAACAUUCCGAUCACUCCCUGGUACUCCUUAAACCAUCUUCUCUAAAUUUCGGCCCUCCCCCGUUUCGUUUUUUCAAUUCUUGGAUGCUUCACAAGGAUUUUGAUACGAUAUUUGAUAACGCUUGGAAGAAUUUUUCUAGUUUCGGCGCGCCAGAUCAAUACUUUCUUGCUAAACUCAAAUAUUUAAAGGGCAUUCUAAAAAAUUGGAGAUCUGAUGUUUCCAAAUUAGAACACGAUGAUCUAAAACAGCUCAGAGAAAAGGUGGAUUGCUUUGAAUUGGAGGCCGAAUCUCGCAUUCUUUAUGAUUCUGGAAUCAUUGACAGGCGAGAGUCACUUUUUAAAAUAGGUGAACUAGAAUAUGCUGUCAAACUUGAUAUGAGACAAAAGGCGAAAGUCAGAUGGAUAUGUGAUGGUGACGAAAACACUAGGUUCUUUUAUGGAAUGCUAAAGAAUAAGAAUAGGAGAAAUCAGAUAUAG
Molecule: messenger RNA, 975 nt
Organism: Lactuca sativa (garden lettuce)
Lineage: Eukaryota; Viridiplantae; Streptophyta; Magnoliopsida; Asterales; Asteraceae
Source: RefSeq, a predicted model, not a curated record